UCGACUGUCCGGCUCCAAGCUGACCAACACUCAACCGCCUAGCAGACCCAACCUCUCGCCUCACUCCUCAGUCCUCAACUCCAGGAGCUCGAAGCCCCUCAGCUGCUCCUCUCAACACCUUCGCCUCCGCCGAACCUCGCUUAAUUGGCCGGCCAAUGGCAAAGCAGUCCAAGAAUUUAGCGUGGAGUCAGGCCUUCCUGAUUGGCUGGCUGGGAAGUGUCUGGGAGGCUGAGCGUUCCCGGGCAGGACUGCAGUGCACGCCGCCAGCCUCGCUGCAUUGUGCGCUCGUGGGAAAGGGUGGCAGGGAGGCAGGCAGGCAGGCAGGCUGGCCGGCCGGAGGCGAAGGGGUCUGGGGCGUUGAGCCGAUUCCUGGGCCUUCUGGUGACAAGGAGAACUUGAUUUCAAGCCAUCUGCAUGUUUGAUGCUCCCGCUCUGCUAUGGAAUCCUGGCCUACGCUGGGCUGGCUCCUCUUCCUUAGCUUAAUUGCUGACUGCCUGAAGGGAACGCGAGCGCGGGACUUUACAGUGAAAGAUAUUGUGUACCUUCAUCCUUCAACAACUCCGUACCCUGGUGGAUUCAAAUGUUUUACCUGUGAACAAGCAGUAGAUAACUAUGAAUGCAACCAGUGGGCUCCAGAUGUAUACUGUCCAAGAGCAACAAGAUACUGCUAUUCUCAACAUACCCUGGAAGCCAACGGAAAGAGUGUAUCGGUCACCAAGAGAUGCGUGCCACUGGAGGAUUGUUUGACUACGGGAUGCAUCGCUCUCCAGCAUAAAGGACUCAAGGUGUGCACUUCUUGUUGUGAAGGAAACAUCUGCAACUUGACAUUACCUAGGAAUUCAAGCGAUGCCGUAUUUUCAACAACAACGCCUAUAAAUCAUACGCAGAGACAUUGGCAAGAUACAUCUGUAAUAAUGUUAGGUCUCCUGUCUCUCUUUGCUACGUAGACCCUUUUGGAUAAAUUACCAACUAAACAUCAAGGAAAUCCAGUGGGAUGAAAAUAUUUAUGCACACAAAUAUGACCUUAAUUUAAUAUAUGUUUUUCAAUGCUUUCUUUUAUUAAGUGACAUUUUAAAACAAUCCUUUGAAUUCCUUUUAGCCUUGGCUGACUGAGAAGCCAUAUUUUCUGAUCUGUGUCUUUAAAAAAAGGAGGGACUUUUGUUAUGAGUUGAAUGUUCUAAACAAAAACGUUUGUAUAGCCAUUAAAAAUAGAUGUAUUUUUUUUAAAAAAACCAUUCUUUAGUCUAGUGAAAGGAGCAUUUCUAAAAAUUGCAUACUUUGAAUAAUAUCAAUUGAAAACCAGGGUUUCAAAAUAACACUAUUCUGCUAUGCAAGAAAGGAUUCUAGAUAAUUGUCUUACAGCAGCAAACCAGUCUUAGCUUGAUCAUUGUAUUGGAUUUGAUCUCGAUUUAGGAGUUUAUAUUAGUAUAUCUCUAGACAAGUGGUGCAGUGGCCUAGAGGUGGAGCUCUCACCUCACAAUCAGGAGGCUGUGAAUUCGAUCCUAGGUAGAGUCAGAUAUUUCUCUCUCUGGGCACAAUGAGAAUAUAUCUGCUGAACAAAACUCCUCAUUGGCGAAAGGAAAGGCAUCCGGCCAGUAAACACUCAGCUCCACUCAGUUGCCCAGACUCCACCCCACAAGGGAUUAUGGGGUCAUUAAAAGGAGAUGAUGGUUAGUAUAUCACUGGACAUAGUAAAAUCACAACUAAAGUCUCCAUGAUAUUAAUAAGACCUAUGCCAAGACUAGAUUUAAUCCAUAUCUUUUAAUCAACUAUAGGAGAUCAAUACUCAUUUUAGAAAAAUCAUGCUCAUGAGUGUUAAGCAGGCAUGUGGUUAUUCCCCUGGAUGUACGAAGAUGACAAAUGAUUCUUCUAAAAUGUUCUUUAAUCUGGUAAGAAUUUUUAUUUUUAAAAUGCCUAAGCAGGUUUAAAAUAGUCUAUUCAAAUAGUUAUGCUGAUUAUUAAAAAGUUUUAAAUUUUUAUUUAACCGAACCAAUUAAUUAGUAGUAAGACUGUAAUUCUGUACCCAGUUGCUGAGAGUAAAGCCCAUUGCACUCAUUCUGUGAGAUUGCCAAAUUAUUCAUAUGUCCUUGGAAGUAAAUACUAUGGGAAUCCCUGCCAUUUACUGUUGAACAAACAUGCCAAGGAGAGUGCUAUGCAUGGUGCAGCCUAUGUCUGAUGUGCUUAUCGAAGCUUGCCUUUUAUUUAUUUGUUCUGCAUGUAUGCCAUCUUUGUUUCCUUUGUGAAGCUCUAUGUGUGCAUCAGAACCUUGUUGGGGAUCUCUGGGCUAUAAUAAAAAAAAGGCACAUUUCAAUAAGAGUUUCCUGCAACAACUGUAAUAAAGAUUUCAACUUGAUCAGAGCUUUCGGUAUAGAGCAGGGAUGUCAAACUCAUGUCAUCAUGGCAGUGUCACGUGAUGUAUUGGGACUUUCCCCCUCCCCCCUUUGCUAAACCAGGCAUGGGCAUGGCCAGCACGUGACACAUUCAGCCUACUGACCGGGAGCUUAACAGCCGUAGUAUACAGAUGUAUGGUGGAUGAAUGGCUUGCAUUGAAGAACUAUUUCAAAUUCCACACUCCAUUUGUGCCAUCCAACAUGGUUUAUUUUACAUAUUGGGUUGCAAUAUUUGUAUUUGUAUAAUACAGGGGAGUAAAACUGGCGGCCUCCAGGCCGGAUGCAUCACGGCCACCCCAGCUCCAUGAAUGGGAAAAACGUCACAAAACGUCACGUGACGGCAAUGUGACGCAGUGAGUUUGAUACCCGUGGUAUAAUAGAAUUAGAAUUGCUACCAUGUCGUAUAGAGUUGUGGUCUUAAGUUGCUACAGAUAGUCCACAACCUAUGACUAUAAGCAAUCACUGCAGUUGUUAAGCUAACCCAUUAUUCGCUAUGGCGCAUUUUUGCUGAAAACUGGAAGCAAACUGGAAGUAAAGCCUGGUUUUCAGCAAAAAAAUUGUGGUCAUGUGACCAUAAGAUGCUAGAAAAAACUCUCAAAGCAGUCUGGUUGCUAAGCACCCAAAAUGCAGUCACAUGACUGGGGGAGAGGGGCAGCCAUCUUUGGAACCGUGUCGUAAGUAUCUAUCUUUUGGGGGAAUCUGUCAUAAGUUUGAAUGGUCUUUGAGUAACCAGUCAUAAGUCAAGGACUACACGUAUGAGCUGUGCUGCUGUUGUUUAAGCAGGUGCAUCUAUUUUGAAUAGAAAGAAAGUCUGAUUCCUUUAAUGAAGAGCUGCGAAAUGCCAUGCUAGCACAAGGUCCAAAGCCCUUCAUUUUAAAAUCUUGCACAGUCCCGUUAUACGGUUCUGUUAAAUACCUGACCUGCCUCCCGAACUAAAAACAAAGAGAUGUCUCAGAGAUGUCUGUGUUUUUCAUGUAAGGUCUGAUAAAAUAAAAGGAUUUCCAAAUGGGAGGAGAAUGAUUUUUCAAACUAGUUUGAGAACCCAAGAAUAGCCGUGUUUGAUGGGUUCAGGACCAUCUUAGACCAGCUCUUAGUUUCUCAAGGUUGCUACAGAAGCCUCAGAAAUAGGAGAUGGAGAUAGACCCCUCACUUGUUACUGGUUUUUUAAAUUUAUUUAUUUAUGCAGCAAAUAAUUUUAAUUCCAUAAAAUGGGGAACACGUUUUGAAGACCCCAAAUCUACUGUAGAGUUAAGCAGUCAUUGAAAUUAAAUGCUCUUUCCCCUUUGAACUCAUUUUUUCCCCUGCACUCCUUUCCAAGGGAUUUGGCUUCUGCACGUUUUUUUACACUCAUAGUUUUGUAGGCUCAAGCGUAUUGAUGGCCUCUUGGAAAGGCGUAUUACUUUUAACAACAUUGGUAAGGAACCCUAAGAUGUAUUCAAUAUUGAAUGACACUACUCUCAUCAUAUUAAACCUAUUAGAAUUCUUUCUUGAGAUCUGACAUACAGACUAAUCGUAAAAUAAUCUCAGGUUGCAAAGGGAAGCAAAAUUGGAACAGUCCAUGUAACAUUGUAGGAUAUUAUAGAAGUCUGGCUGAAAAGAAGUCAUGUUCAUCUACUGAAAGUUGUUGCAUUAGACCUGUUUCCAAGCCUGCCCCUCAAUUUACCAAAGCAAUUAUAAGUAUAUGACCAGUACUCUAUGUGCCAAAAGUGAAAAAUAUGUUCAAUAUCUGUGUUUAAAAUGAUGCUAACUCCGAAAUCUAGAUACGGUAAUUCUCCCUUCUUGUUUACUGAAGAAAGAGGUUUGUUGAAGGACGUUAAAACAGCGUCUGCAUACCAUUCCCACCAUGCUGCUGUGACUUCUCAUGUAGUGGUUUCAGAUUGUGUGAGAGGUCUGUGGAGAUGCUUGGUCAUCCAGGUCAUGAUUGUCCCAAAGGUGCUUUUUCAAAAGGCAAUUGGUCUUUAUUUUUUCCUUGAAGCUGUUUCGCUUAUCCUCCAAGAAACUUCCUCAGAACUCAAGAAGCUUCUUGGAGGAGAAGCGAAACAACUUCAAGCAAAAGCAAAGAAAGUCCAGUUGUCUUUUGAAGAAGCACCUUUGGGACAACCACGACCUGGAUGACUGAGGAUUUCCAUAGAUGUCUUCAAGGAAAAACAAAAUCCAGUUGCCUUUUGAAAAAGCAAUCCCUUCGGGAUUGUGUGAGAUCUUUCCAUGGCUGCAACAUCCAUUUUGGAGAGAUGGCUGGCAUUGUAGUGGGGGGAAAAAAAAGGUUGUGAUUACCUCUGCUACAAGUUGUACAGAAAGAUGAUGUCAUGUGGUCAAGAUUACUGACUUACGUAGUACAUAUGUGAAGAUCUGCCCUAAAUAGAAUUCUUUGCGGUAACUGUUCGUCUUAAAACAACAAGCUGUGUUUAGUGUAGUACAAUCAGGCUUCCAUUUGUGCAGUGGAAUUAAACUUCACUCAUCUUCCCCCUUGCACAUACCUCCAAGCCUGCUCCGAGGAGAGGGUAUGUCCCAACCUCUGGAACAGAUUUGAUGGAUGCACACCCAUGGAGGAAGUUUCUGUCCUGUUGGAUGCAGUCCUUUGUAUUGUAUAUCUUGUGAAUACUCUGAAAGGUGGUGGGUAUUUCUUGCAUGAUAAUAGUCAUCUAUUAACAUAUUUGGGUGACUCAAGACAUCGGUUUGGAUGGACGCUUCUUGUUUAGAAGUGAACACGAUAGAAUUAUCCUAUCUGUAAAAUCUGCAGCUCUCUGAAUGUAGUAAAUGUUGCCCAGGUUGUUACUCAUUUGAAUUCCAACAUAUGGUACUGUACUUCUUAAUUUGGAUUUUUUUUUACAGUUCAAGCGUGAUAAUGUUGUAACUUGUAAGUCGAGCAUUUGUGUUCCAUUUUAAAUUUAGAUGUUUAGGAUGGAAAAAAUAAUAUUUCUCCCUUCUCCAUUCCAUUUACUUAUCAAGGGGAGAAUACCAUAAGGGCAUGAUAACCUGAAGCCAAAUGUGUGCCAAAUUUCCUGGUUAUUCUGCUAUCUUUGUCUUUGGUUUUGCUUUGGUUUCUUUCUGUUUGUUUGUUGGUUGGUUGGUUGGUAAUCUUGUGAAUGUUUCCUGUGUAAAUAGCAAUCCCAGCUUGUCAAUGUUGUUGUAAAUUUUGUACAUUCUAUAAAUGACUUAAAAUUUUCGUGGUUUGAUUUU
Messenger RNA from Ahaetulla prasina, 5570 nucleotides. It is a transcript of the gene LYPD6, whose product is annotated as LY6/PLAUR domain containing 6. Gene Ontology annotation, molecular function: acetylcholine receptor inhibitor activity. The transcript has 5 exons. NCBI's taxonomy places the organism in Eukaryota, Metazoa, Chordata, Lepidosauria, Squamata, Colubridae. The coding region runs from base 438 to 947 and encodes 169 amino acids. Gene Ontology annotation, biological process: positive regulation of canonical Wnt signaling pathway. The record is from RefSeq and is a predicted model, not a curated record.